CGCGUCAAACCCCCCCCCCCCACCUCCAUCCUGUUUGUUGCCGCCCCGGCGGUUGGGACGGACAGGACCCCUUCAACGCGGAGUGGCCUCUCCGACUGAGCCAACAGCCCGCCCCGACAGCCCUGCAGCCUCACUUGUGCGACGCGACGUCCAGUCCGGCGGGCACGCUGACGACUGACCGCAACCGCCCCCGAGUGGCUGCGGCGAAGCUUUCCCAGCACGGACGGGGACCUGGGUCCGCUGCCGACUCAGCUCCAAACUGCCCGCGACGUCUCUCGAGUCGUCUGCCUCGCCCGCCCGUCCGUCCGUCUGUCCGUCCGCUCGCUCGCCCGCCGCCCGCCCGGCUGUCUGUCUGUCUGUCUGUCUGUCUGUCCGUCUGUCCGUCUGUCCGUCUAUCCAUCCCAUGUUGAUGCCGCGUCUCAAUAUGAAGGCCCCGUGCGUGUGAGAAAAAGACUACGCCAGACACGGACUCGAAGGCCUUUUGCCAAAAACCGAGCUGCCUAUUCUGUCGCGACGCUCGCUGGCGCUGCCCAGCGGCCGCCGAGUCGGCGCAGACCAUCUUCGAACCACCACGAGCAAAGCCGACGACAGCCUUCGACGCUCUGAGCGUGCCCCCUCCUUCCUUCGGCCUUGGGUGGCCCGGAGCCCUCCAACAUGCGGCCUCCGUUAAACGCCAAAGCUCGGCGCGCUUCGAGUUCUGGCCGGGAUGGCGGCGCCGGAACGGUCCCGCGCCCGGGCCUCGCUGCAGUGUCCCCGGAGACUGGCUCGAGCGUACCCUCGCAGGCGUCGCUCGACGACGGCAUCCUGAACCCGCUCAAGCGGAGGAUCAUAGACGCCGGCGUGGACUACCCCCGCCGCAGGGCCACUAUCGCUUGCGAGGUGUGUCGCUCGAGAAAGUCUCGCUGUGAUGGUACCAAGCCCAAGUGCAAGCUCUGUACGGAACUGGGUGCAGAAUGCGUCUACCGCGAGCCCGGCGUCAAGCUCGACGCCGGCGAUAAGCUGAUCCUCGAGCAGCUCAACCGCAUCGAGAGCCUACUGCAAAUGAGCAUGACUACCUCCCAAGACAAUGGCAUCGGCGCCAACCAGGGCUCCCCCCCAGUGUCCAACGGCACAGGCCUCAGUGCCGACAACAGCCUCCUCGCGAACCCAACCAAUGCGAUUUCUGUCAUUCCCAACGGUGGAUUCGGAACUUGGACCAGUGGACCGACGGGUACCAACAUAUCCACCAUGCCAAAAUGUCACACCAACGCCACCAUGCAUCUCCUGCAGUGGCCAUUGAUUCGCGACCUGGUAUCCCGGCCGUACGAUCCGCAGAUUCUGCUCCAGCUCGAAAUGGCCCGGGAACCACUUCAUUCUCUGACCAAGACGCCGUGUGUAGACCUAUCCAACACACAAGCAUACAUCGAGGCGUACUUCGAACGGGUCAAUGUCUGGUACGCCUGCGUCAACCCGUAUUCAUGGAAAAGCCAGUAUCGCACCGCACUUUCAAACGGCUUUCGGGAAGGCCCCGAGAGCUGCAUUGUGCUGCUGGUGCUGGCACUUGGCCAGGCCAGCUUGCGGGGCAGCAUAUCGCGUAUCGUGCCUCACGAGGACCCUCCCGGCCUGCAGUACUUUACUGCCGCCUGGUCCCUUCUGCCAGGCAUGAUGACGACGAACAAUGUCCUCGCGGCGCAAUGCCACCUGCUGGCCGCCGCGUACCUCUUUUAUCUCGUUCGGCCUCUCGAGGCAUGGAACCUACUAUGCACCACGAGCACCAAGCUACAGCUGUUGCUCAUGGCGCCGAAUCGCAUACCUCUUCAGCAGCGAGAACUCGUGGAACGCAUAUACUGGAACGCGCUCCUCUUUGAAAGCGAUCUCCUGGCCGAGUUAGAUCUUCCCCACUCUGGAGUCGUCCAGUUCGAGGAAAAUGUCGGGCUCCCCGGCGGCUUCGAAGCUGACGAGCAGACGCGGGUCGGUAGAGACGAGCUGUGGUACUUUUUGGCAGAGAUCGCGCUGAGGCGGCUGUUGAACAGGGUCAGCCAGCUAAUAUACUCCAAGGACUCGAUGUCAUCAACGACGAGUUUGGAGCCUGUCGUUGCCGAACUUGAUUACCAGCUCAACCAGUGGUAUGAAAGCUUGCCAGGCCCCCUGCAGUUCCCAUUCGCCAGAACUGUGCUGGCCGAUCCUGUGCAAACUGUUUUGCGCCUGCGCUUCUUCGCGUGUCGAACCAUCAUAUAUCGCCCAUAUAUUCUAGCCGUCUUGGAAAACGAGCAGGCCGUUUUGGAUGCGGGCGUUCGUGACUAUUGCCACAAGUGCUUGGAGGCGUGCAUCCGGCAGUUGGAGCAUAUUGUCGAGCACCAUGCUGGACACAUGCCAUAUAUCUGGCAAGGAGCCUUGUCGAUGGUGUCCCAAACGCUACUCAUCAUGGGGGCCACGAUGUCGCCGUCCCUCCUGAGCAUAUUGCUCACGCUAGUCUCGCACCGGGACGCGCUCGACGAGCUCAUCAAUGGGGUCAUUGCCGAGGUCGAGCUCUACGCGGCGCUGGCGCCGAGCCUGGGCCUGGCAGCCGAGAUCAUCAAGGAGGCAGAGGUUAGAAGACGGGCGUAUUUGAACGCGUGAGAUGGGCCACCUUCUACGACCCCUUUGAGGGACGACUAUAUACGAGGCUUUUUCAGAGGGACGGACACAUGUGCUGUAUGUAUGUGUGGGGUUUGUUCUACAUUUUUGUGUUGUGAUACCCGUGGCCGCAGAGCCAAAAGAGUCGCGGGAGACUCGGUACCUCGGCAGUUUUGGCGCGCGUGUCGAUUUGGCACAGUUAGCAGGCGUCGACCAUGUAAAUAAAUGAUGAGCAAUGAAUAAAGGUGACACAAGAAGACUUGAGUCCCCCUCUGCGUCUCAGCACGGAACCAAAAGUUUGCUUCCAUCACCCUGCGAAGAAGGCGUACUGCCAGCGCAUUUGCGAUAUGGUCGCAUCUUGUUCAGGAUCUAACGUAGUUGCUAAAUUGAGUUCUGUGUACUAAGUAAGGU
Messenger RNA from Purpureocillium takamizusanense, 3006 nucleotides. RefSeq lists its product as uncharacterized. The transcript has 3 exons. The record is from RefSeq and is a predicted model, not a curated record. Gene Ontology annotation, biological process: regulation of DNA-templated transcription. Gene Ontology annotation, molecular function: zinc ion binding; DNA-binding transcription factor activity, RNA polymerase II-specific. Lineage: Eukaryota; Fungi; Ascomycota; Sordariomycetes; Hypocreales; Ophiocordycipitaceae. The coding region runs from base 655 to 2598 and encodes 647 amino acids.